AUGAGCGUGCGGAUAUCAAUCGGAGGCGAGACGCCGUUUUUCGAUCUCACUCGCUACAAUGAUUUCCCACAAUUCGAAGAAUAUGUUCGAGGAGUGGCCGAAAUGAAUCCGGAUUUCGUCUCACUACGGCUCAUUGGCCACAGUCGCGAAGGUCGUCCUUUGCUUGGACUAAAGGUGAAUUCGCUGAAUCCAUACAAUCUCGACCCAUGA
Messenger RNA from Cooperia oncophora, 210 nucleotides. Lineage: Eukaryota; Metazoa; Nematoda; Chromadorea; Rhabditida; Trichostrongylidae. The record is from the annotation of a GenBank genome assembly.